Scomber japonicus (chub mackerel) is the source of this 2118-nucleotide messenger RNA. It is a transcript of the gene xpnpep3, whose product is annotated as X-prolyl aminopeptidase 3, mitochondrial. Gene Ontology annotation, cellular component: mitochondrion. Bases 172 to 1692 code for a protein of 506 amino acids. The record is from RefSeq and is a predicted model, not a curated record. The transcript has 11 exons. Gene Ontology annotation, molecular function: metalloaminopeptidase activity; manganese ion binding. Lineage: Eukaryota; Metazoa; Chordata; Actinopteri; Scombriformes; Scombridae.
UGUGUGCUAUAGGAGAACAUUUUAACGUUGGUGCGUCGCAACAACAUAUCUCUAUACAUGUGUCCGUCAGUAUCCAGUGUUCGUUGAGCUCUGUGUACUGUAGUUUAACUCUGGUGGUAGACAGAAGGAGCCGCAUGCUGUGACUGGUCCUGUCGUCGAGCCGCAGCUACAAUGUUGCCCUCCACCUGUACCGCGGUUCGGUCUGUUGUCAGGCUGCUGCCACGGACAAGCUGGAGUCAAGGAUGUGUGUCGUGCCCAUGCAGAAACAUUUCUGUGAAACCAGGAGGUUUGAAACCAAAGACCGUUCCUCCUCGGUACCUGGGCCAGCCAAGCCCUUUCUCUCACCCACACAUCAUCAAACAUGGUGAGGUGACCCCAGGCUUGAGCCAGACAGAAUACGAGUUCCGCAGACACAGACUUGCCUCACUUAUCGAGGCCCAGGCGGACAAGCUGGGACCCUCUGCCUCCUCUGGCAACCACGUGGUCAUUGUUUUGUCCCAUCCGACCCGCUACAUGACCAAUGACAUCCCUUAUCCCUUCCACCAGAACCAGGAUUUCCUCUACCUCAGUGGCAUGUUAGAGCCCGACAGUGCCUUGGUUCUUUAUGGGAAAGGGCGACCAGACCAGUCCAUCUUGUUCGUCCCCCGCAGAGACCCAGGGAGAGAGCUGUGGGACGGGCCCCGCUCAGGGAAGGAUGGGGCGGCCGCUUUGACCGGCAUUGAGAGAGUUCAUAGCACAGAAGAACUGGGUGUUGUGCUCAAGAGCCUUAAAGGCACUCUGCUGUGGUACGACAGUUCUCAGCCAGCCCACCCUCGGCUUCACCAGGUGCAUGUGGCUCCCGUGCUAGAGGCCGGGCCAAUUGCGCGUACUCUCAGACCCCUCUUACACUCUCUCAGGGCCAUCAAGAGCUCAGCAGAGGUGGCACUCAUGCAGGAAGCAGGCCGCAUCACAGCACAGGCUUUCAGGAGGACGAUGGCUCUGUCUUGUGGAGACGUGGAUGAAGCUGUGCUCUUUGCUAAGUUUGAUUUUGAGAAUCGAAUCCAUGGCGCCAACUUCCUGGCUUAUCCGCCUGUGGUUGCUGGAGGAAAUCGAGCCAAUACUCUGCACUACAUAAACAACAACCAGAUUAUUAAGGACGGAGAAAUGGUGCUGCUUGAUGGCGGUUGUGAAUACUUUGGUUAUGUCAGUGAUGUCACACGAACAUGGCCAGUGAACGGGAAGUUCAGCCCUGCCCAGGCCGAGCUGUACGAGGCUGUCCUGGAGGUCCAGCGCUCCUGUUUGUCUCUGUGUUCCCCAGGCGUCAGUCUAGAUCACAUCUACAGCACGAUGCUGGCUCUGCUGGGACGACAGCUCAGGCAGCUAGGUAUCAUCAAGGCCAGUACCAGUGAUGCUGAUGUUCUGAAGGCUGCGCGGCGGUACUGCCCACAUCACGUUGGUCAUUACCUGGGCAUGGACGUCCAUGACACUCCUGAGCUGUCCCGCUCACAACCUCUACAGCCAGGAAUGGCCAUCACCAUAGAACCAGGGUUGUACAUCAGCGACGACAACGAUCAGGCCCCAGAGCGUUUCCGGGGCCUAGGUGUCAGGAUUGAGGAUGACGUGGUGAUCCAAGACAAGGGAGGCCCUCUGAUUCUAUCGUCCGAUGCACCGAAGACCAUCGCUGACGUAGAGCAGGCCUGCGCCCAGAGAUAGGGCAGGGAGAGACAGACAAGUGACCAAGUGAGCCACAGCAGUCGAUGGCAGGCAGUGUGCUGUGAUUUUCAACUGUCUCCACGGUGAUCACGUCAUCAGGCUCAGGGCCCAGGUACAUGAAAGGUGGGAGCGCACUGUGGUGUGCAAGACUGUGGUUUCAGUCUCAGCAAGGCCGCGAAAAAUGUAGAAACGUGGUGUGGAGGAUCAUUGGUUUUUGUGGACGAUGAUCUGCCUAAAUAUUCAAAGAAACACAGUGGAUUUAUGUUUUGUUGGCAAGUUCUCCCACACCACUGUCUUCAGUCAAAUUAGCUGUUGUCAACAUGAGCGCAGAAAGUCUUGUCAACAUAUUACUGAACAAGACGUUGCACUCAUUACACUUAUCAAUCCUGCAGAAGACUGUAAGUUCCAAAGCAGAAAACCAAACAA